Ricinus communis (castor bean) is the source of this 1434-nucleotide messenger RNA. RefSeq lists its product as uncharacterized. Bases 37 to 954 code for a protein of 305 amino acids. The transcript is spliced from 7 exons. Lineage: Eukaryota; Viridiplantae; Streptophyta; Magnoliopsida; Malpighiales; Euphorbiaceae. The record is from RefSeq and is a predicted model, not a curated record.
CCACAGUAUCAGAGAAAAUGGCAACGCAAUAAGGAAAUGGAGGAGGAUUCGCUUUACUUGCAACUGCAUAAGUUAUCAGCCAUAGAUAAGGAGGAAUCUCUGGACCAUAUACUCGCAACACUUUGGAAAACGCGAAGAACCGGUCUCCGUUCACCUGAAAAAUCUCAAAUUCAGUCUCUUCUUAAUCUCUCUUCUCUGCCCGAACUCGAUCCUGUUUUGGCAUGCCUUCGAUCACUUAUCAGAAAAAGUGCGCAUGAGAACUUCACUGGGGAUGAUCUCUUGAAGCUUUUUCCACCUGAUUUAUCCCUUGAUUUGCAAAGCAAUCUUAUACUAUUGCUUCAGAAGUAUCAAAAUCAAUGGAAAGAGGAAAUAUCAAGAGAACAGCAUCAACUACCAAGGACUAGUGUCUCUUACCAGGUGAAAACUAGCAUGCCACCAUCUCUUACAGCUCUCCCAUCUUUGGAGAUUUCAAAUAUGCCACUUUGGCCUCGGCAAAAUGAUCUUAAUGGACGUUUUACUCAUAGUGAUAUUGGGGUUUCUACACCACUUGUUGUGGAUAAUACUGCCUCAUAUAUUGGACCUGUUUCAAUACAACACGAUGUUAGUCCUCCUGACGACUUGGGUGUUCUGCCCCGCCUCAAGUCAAUGACGUGGACCAUGGAAAAUCGCAACUCUGUUCCAGCAAAUAAAAUUGCCAUCAUCACUCUCAAGCUUCAAGAUUUCACCAAGUCGCCUUCAGGAGAAAUGGAGGUGAAAUUUCAACUUACUAAAGACACACUUGAAGCUAUGCUAAGAUCAAUGACCUACAUCAGUGACCAACUUUCGAACAUGAGUCUUGGGGCUAUCGACUUGCUGCAUAAUACACUGGGAACUACAGAAUUCUUGACAAAUCCAAGAGUUGGAGGGACAGUUCAGACUUCUUCAGGACCGGCUCAGAAGAAGCAGAAACAAUAGAUCUCUUUCUUUAUUUAUAGCUGUCAUGCCACACUCAUGAGCAGUUGAAGAUCAUCAUCUAGAUUGUAUGAUCAGUGCCAAAUUAGCAUGAUCAGGACUCGAAGCCCAAUACUAGCAUGAACAGAAUUAGCUGCUCUGUGUUCAAGUUGUCGACAAAACUUUGCAUAAUUUCAGCAGAUGCAGAAGUCUUUGAUGUCAUGUGGUCUGCCAUGCUGUUUUUAUAUGAAGAUAAUUUCAAUCCUAUGCGUAAUUGGUGGCAUUUCUGCCUAAUUAGGUAUUCAUGACCUAGCAUCUAUCAUGCAAUCAUCAACAUAGAGGACCUAUUUUCCUUAUAUGAAGUUGGUAAUUGUAAUUCAACUUUUAGAGUGUCGUUUCACAUUGGGGACGUAAAUCACAUGGUUACUGGCAUUUAUCAUUGUCUAUCAUGCAUGCGAUAUCAUAUUGUAUUUAUUGUGAGUUGAGAGGCCAGUUAGGUCUGCA